AUGCAGCUGAGGCUCCUGCCGCUCCUCCUCCUCCUCCUCCUCCUCUCCUGCCCUUCGUUGACCUCACUACCCUCACGAUCCUCUGCGUUUGUUCCCUCUCCCGUCGUGCACGCGUUAAGGCGGUGGGACAGCGCAUGCUCGCUGCAACCGCAGGCUGUGGAGGACCGGGAAGUGAUAACAGCAACCAGACUAUGGAUAGACGGCUGGGUCGUCGGCCUCAGCCUCUGCCCAUGGGCGUGGUUGGUCCGCAAACCUCCCGAGCUCAACCUCUCUGUGAUCCGGUCGGAGGCAAUGGAGAGGGAUGUGAAGUCAGUGGUGAUGGCAGCGCGGGAACUGGUGGAAGUUCAUUCUCAGAUCAGUCGAGACGACGGAAGGAGGGGAUUUGCUACCACUCUGCUCAUGUUCCCGUCGGAGAAGUACGCAGGAACUGAUCCGUAUACCCUGGCCAACCCGUCGGACGCUGCAGAUCCCUCGGCGAUCUGCGGAGAUUUCCCGGUGAUACUCUCUUUGCAUAUCUACAUGACAUGUAUCUUGCAAUCGUCUGAGGAGGCUGACUGUUGUGGAGGAGGAAAUGACAUGAUCACGCAUCUCGUUGGGACUGGGCAGGAAGCUCUUGCUGAAAUGCCUGUAGACUUGCUUGCAUUCCACCGCUACCCGACCCUUCAACUUCUCGUCAAGGAUGACUUGAAGUUUGCUCGCCGGCAAUGGGCGGCAUGGCAGAGAAGAAAGAAGGCUGAGGAGUUGAGCACGUUGGGACUACUGUUCGCCAACAAAGACAAGCUGAGGGCCAUUGGUCGUGGUUUCGAUGCUCUUGCUCGCCAAAUGAGAGAAUUUUUGAGUUCAAGGGCCAACUCUUCCGCCAGACUAGAACAUUGA
Guillardia theta CCMP2712 is the source of this 876-nucleotide messenger RNA. RefSeq lists its product as hypothetical. NCBI's taxonomy places the organism in Eukaryota, Cryptophyceae, Pyrenomonadales, Geminigeraceae. Bases 1 to 876 code for a protein of 291 amino acids. The record is from RefSeq and is a predicted model, not a curated record. The transcript has 6 exons.